Messenger RNA from Mustela erminea (ermine), 5998 nucleotides. It is a transcript of the gene SCML1, whose product is annotated as Scm polycomb group protein like 1. The coding region runs from base 3188 to 4453 and encodes 421 amino acids. Gene Ontology annotation, molecular function: protein binding. The transcript is spliced from 8 exons. The record is from RefSeq and is a predicted model, not a curated record. Lineage: Eukaryota; Metazoa; Chordata; Mammalia; Carnivora; Mustelidae.
UUUUCCCCCCAACCCCCAACUUUGCGCAGGCGCUUGCCGGAUUGGUUAAGAGCCGUGUGAAUAGCACGAAGCGUGCCGCGUGCUCCCGGAUGCGCGCGUAUUCCGGAGCUUCCGGGGUCCUCGAGGCAAGCGCCUCAUAUGGUCGAGCGCGACUUCCGGUGGGAGGACGGUUGGUGAAGCUGUGGAAGUUAACGGUCUUAGGCCGUUGAUACUCCGGAAAGCUGGCUGACAUUAAUCGGGCCUCGGGCCCUUCGGCGGGCAGUGUGGCAGGUGCUGAUGACAGAACAGGUCUGUGUAGUGGCACUUUUUCCUCCCUUGAACUUUCUUGCCCCUCGGUUGUGCGCGAAAAACCGCUGAGAUACGGUUUGGUUUGACGGUUGGGAAGCUCCGGGGCGGAGCGGGGAAGGGGGGGCGGGGCCGGACAGGAUUUGUCCUGAGGGAAGGAAAAGAACUUGAUUUUCGGGAUCGCGGUGAGGGGGUGGUUCGGGGUGGUUCCCACCUCCUGUCCCGGAGAGCCACGGUUAUGUGCUUUUGAGAUUUGGCGGCUUUUUGAGUACUUUGUGCUGACUUUCUGAGAGAAGUAGUUCGUUUUCCGUCCGUUCGCUGCCUCAGCGAAGGUGUGUUGGGCGGGGGCGCGGGGCGCGGAGCGAGGAACUACCAAGACUUUGAGACUUUAUAUAGAAUUUUGAGUUUAAAGAACUGAUGAACUAGCGAGUUGAUUCGUUGGAACAUUUUUUUGAGAUUGAAACGUUGAUUUUGAGGCUUUGUUGGUAACCUCGUUUGAUCAAUGACCGUGCAGUCUUCCUGGUUUAUUGCAUAUAGAAUAUAUAUGUAUAAACGCCGAGGCAAAAGAAAGUAAAGGCAUGAUUGUUUGAUAACUUCGUUAGUGAUCGCUUCGUUCCCUCCUCUCGCUCUCCCCAAAUUAGGACUGCUCUAGAGUUUUAAACUACGUUAAUAUUUACAAACAGUGACUUUACAAGCAGUUUUUCUUCAUGGCGUUCCAUAAAAACAGGAUAUGGUCUCGAUUCAGUGCUGGGUGAUGGGAUACAGUUUGGGCGGCAUUAUCUUCCAUCGGGCAACUUUGUGGUCGCUUAAGUUCGAUACGGACAGUAGAGUAGUUGUCGGGUGAAACGCUGUUUUUGAAGCCUUAACAUUUUCAGUCAGUUGAUGAGAUAAGUGAAUGCUUUGGAACUUUGGAAGCUGAAUCUUCAAAUGACUUUUUUGAAAAAUGCCUUUGAAAUGCCUUUUUAAAAAUGCCUUUUAAAAAGCCUUUGAGAUGCCUUUAAAAAUGCCUUUUUAAAAGCCUUUUUAAAAAUCAGAUGGCUUCUUGUUCUUAUGUUAUCAAGAGUUUAGGUUUUCUGUGAUAAAAUACAAACGAGCUUCAUUUUAAGUAAACUCAUUUUGCGGGAUUUUGAGUUUAAUGAGUUAUUUUAAUUAGUUUUGCAUAAUCCAGUCAUGAUUGGGCUCUAAGAAAUUGUUGCAGAAACUUUUUUAUGAAAAGAAGGGAAAGGAACUAAAAUUGAUGCUGUGCUUGCUGUGAACCAGACAUGAUACUCAGUGCUUAACUGUAUGAUUUGUUCUUAAACAGCUCUGUGAAGUCGAAAUUAUUCCAACUUCACGAGUUUAGAAAUUGAGGAACAGAGAGGUUAAAUACCUGCUUGAAGCAAAAUAGCAAAAUUUGCAAUUUGGAUAUGGAUUAAAGUAUUUUUAAAGUCCAGUACUUUGCAUUAUGUCCUGGUGUUUAAAAUUUGUUUACUAGAAAUUGUUGUGUAUCUGCAGUAUACAGGUGCAAUGUGAAUGAAAAUUACAUGUUUUGACCCUGAGUAUUUAUUGUCCGUGUGCUCCAUGACAAAUAGUUCUUUUGGGAGGAGGUUAUGAAUACCCAAAUAAUGAAAUAACAGUUGCGAACAGUGGGUGCCUUUGCUAUGCCGGUCGUGAUGGUGAGCGCUUGACGUGUAUUAAUUCAUUUAAUCCUCAUAACUCCGUGUGAGGUCUGUACUAUUAUCGCCAUUUUACAGAUUUAAAAAAAAAAAAAAAGCACAGGGAAGUCACGUAACUGAUAAGUGGAGGAGCUGGGAUCUAAAACUGAGGUAUUCUGGCCCCAAACCUAAGGUCUUUAGGCUGUUUGAUGUUUCCUUUUCAGUAACGAUGACCUCAAAAGCAUUACUGUGUGAGUGUUCUGGUACUUUGGGGAAAGCAGUGUCACUUUUGGAUGGGAUGACUUAGCACCUUUGCUUUGUGGAGAUGGACCUUGAGUUGAGCUUUGAAGUUGAAUAGGUUUUCCUAGGUGGAGAACCAGCAGGGUAUUGUGGGUAGAGGUCAUGACAGGAGUGAGAGGUUCAAAGAGUGCAACAUUGGUGAUUUAUAAAUGUGCCACAGAGGUAGAAAUGUCUGGAGUCUAGUCGUGGAUUCAAUGACUGCUGCAUCUGUGUCUAACUACAGCCAAGUUUGGGCUGCAGUGUAAUUAUCCAGUAGAGAAUUGUCUGAUUUUAAGAGUCUAUAACGGUGGUGGCAAACUUUGUCUAUAAAAGGCCAGAAAGUAAAUAUUUUAGGCUAAGAACAAGGGGACAAGUGGUAUAAGGUGAUCUCACUUGAAGGUGUGGAGACUUCUGACUGUGUAAGGACCAUGGAGGCUAUUGUAGGAGUUCGGGUUUUAUUUUGAUAAUGUUAGAGAAGGGAUUCCAGGUGGUUUUAAUAAUGAGUAAGUAAAGCCUAUUGAUUCUGGAGCCAAACGGUACCAGUUACUAGCUAUGAGACCUGGAUAAAUUAUUUAAAUUUGCUUAGCCUCAAUUUUCUCUUAAGAAAAAUGGGGAUAAAAUAACAGAGCCUGCCCCACAAGGUUGUCAGGAAUACUAAUGAGUUAACAAGUGCUUAGAACCUUGCCUGGCACAGGGUUGGCUAUAAAAUCUGUUCGGUAUUACUAUCUGUACCUUGUGGUAUAUUCUAAAUUUUCUAUAGUAAAACAUAUGUAAUGAAAAAUUACACGUAUAAAAUAUCAAACAAAAUUGUUAGAAAUACAAUGAGAUUAUAGGAAAUAGUAUCAGAGUUGGGAAAUUUGAAUUCAAUAUUCUUACUCCUUGAGAGUUCAGGUAGAGGUGCGAGACUGCUCCACAGUGUUCUUUGUAGAUAUCUGUUAACUGGGGACUGCUUACGUAGAUCAUGGCCCAUCUGCAAGAUAGAAAACGAGAUGAGUGACUACAGUAUAUCUAAAGGAGUAGGUGGUUUACCAGCCCUGGGUGACCAGGCAAUUUCACAAAUAAACCCACCAGCAAGUUUAAAUACAAGUAGGGCCCACUCCGAGGAGGUGGAAUGCUGCUGUUGCUCAAAAAAGAUGUCUAGCGGCUCCAGUGAAGCUGAUGUGAUAAGAACACGAAUACCUGCUUAUGAUGAUGAUAACACUGUUCUUUAUGCAUAUGAACCAAAUACUGCAUAUGUCAAUAAUCAGGAAACCGUGAUGUCUGACACAUCCUACAAUGAAGAACAACAAAAAACUAUUAUGGAUGUCCUCAACCAUUGUCAGGUCAUCUAUGAUGCUAUUCAAAACCUGGAUAAGAAAUUUGAUGUCAUUCAUGGAAAAGUUUCAAAAAUCCACCGCUUUCGUGUGAAAUCACUGUGGCAGAAUCGCAAGCCACUUGGAUAUGCUUAUAAAAAUUAUAAUUACCUGCUUUCCAGAAAGAUCAGAUUGCAGAAAAUGAGGAAGAAGGAACCUCCUUCUUCAUUCUCUUACCCUGAAAGUUAUAGCCCAACUAUGCCGGUGGAAAGGCCCCCAAAUGAUUCCCCGAGCAAUCCUAUAGGAUCACCCUACCAUUCAGAGGUGGGGUCCCCAGAACGGGAUCCAGAGUCAUACCUCCAGGAGCAGGAGCCGAAUCUGAGCCAGAGUCCAACACUUCCCUCCGUGUAUUCAUCACACUCAUACCAGCCAUAUUUCACACCUGAUGAUCCAAUUCAGGGCUCCUCUACCAUUGUGCCCUACUAUCCCAGCCCAGGGCCCAAUACCAGCCACAUGUUCUCACCUACUCGAGCUUGUACAGUAGCACCCGGAUCCAUUCUGGGUCAAGGUGAGCCCAGUCCGACGCAUAACCCUGAGAUGAUGACUUACCCAGCUCUAAUGGAAAAUAAGUGCCUCGGCCAUACUGCCUCAUCUCUUUGUAUCCCGCCCAACUUUGCUACAAGUUCACCAAUUGGAACUGAGCCAGGUAUCCUAAAACAAAGCUUCUCGGAUGACCCUUCAACCUGGUCUGUGGAGGAAGUGAUCCAGUUUCUGAAACAAACAGAUCCUCAGACACUCAACCCCAUUGCUGACCUUUUCAGGCAACAUGACAUUGACGGAAAGGCUCUGCUACUGCUUAAGAGUGACAUGAUGAUUAAGUACAUGGGGCUGAAGCUGGGGACAGCCGUGAAGUUGUGCCACUACAUUGAUAAGCUUAAAGAAGAAAAAUUCUUUGUCAACUGAAAACAUGUUUGUGUCAAUUUAGCUCUAUCUUCAUUCAGGGGAGACCAGUGCCAUCUUGGUGUAAAAUCAUUUUUCUGCCCUUAGAAGUUUUUGUUGUGUAGAAGGUUCUUCUAAAACUAUGUUCUGUCCAGAAUUUCAGAACUCCACUAUAGUUUGGUCUACUCUUUCAGAAGCCAUUUAACAUGUGAGUGUUGGAAGUUUGUUAGAUUGGGAGUUUUUUCUUUAUAUCUUUUUAUUAUUUUUAUUGCAUAGUUUACAAUUGUACUUCACACAGGAAACAGAAACACCUCUAAUUUCUGUUCAUCUUUAUCUAAGGAACCAAAACAGCUGAAUCCCAAAGAGAAAAUGUCAGGGCCUGAAAAGUUCUCUAAUAAGUCCAUGGAUUUUCCUUAGAAGAAAACUUAAAGAUGCAGCUAUAGAUAGCAUCUUUCUAAAAUCUUUUAUGUUUGUUACUGCAAGCUUCUAUUCAUAUUCUACCAGCUUCCCAAAAGGGAAAGCCAUAUAAAGUAUUUUCCUUUCUGUUAUUAUUUCUAUAUAUGUUGUAUUUGUUUCUAUUUAAAGAAAAAAAAAGGCAACCUUACAAGCUUUCUUAAAGUAUUUUUACCAAAUUUUAGAUAAAUUGUUAGAACGGUUAUUUUAUGCAAGAGAUACUUAGUUUACAACUUAACAUAUUUUACCUAAGCUUGGACAUUUCACUAGGCACUCAUUGUUCCCAUCUCUCUAUAAAGAUGCCUAUGUCCAAAUUUUUGAAAGAUAAAAUUUUAUUGUCUGUGUUCAUAAUGAUACUGUUUCAUAUUUAUAUUUUAUUCUAUAGCUGAAGUAUACACACAAGUAAGUCUUCUUUUUGAAUUUAAGGAUAGCACUUUGCACUUCACAGAGGUAAAGAUGAACUAUAUCCAGUGAGAUCUUUUUAUUCUGUUAAAAAUAUUCACAUCAUCUGCCAUCACUAGUACCUCUCAGCUGACUCUUCAGCGUUUCCAUACAGGGAAGCUCUCUGUCCUGUGCAAUGUUUCUAGUUCAUUUGCUUUCUGAGCCAUUUAUCCUACUAAACUUUGAAAACUACAUUAGCUCUGAUUUGUCAUUUUGGACUUUAUUUUAAGAAUUAGAAAAUUAGAAUGUUCAAGUGAAACCUGUUCAUUGUUUUCUUAUUUAUUACCUUUUUAUGUUAUAUAACAUUUGAUAUAAUAUUUAUAAGCUGUGAGAAUUGGUGCUAAGUGUAUUAACCAUUUGUUAUAAAUGCCAAUAAAAUGUUCACCAGGGGCAAAAAUAUACAUCUUCCUUUUCAAAAACCAAGUGUGCUUUAUAAACAAAUGCAAUUCUUUACUGGGCAUAUGUGACUUAAAAGCAUCUUGUUAAAAGGUGCUUUUAUUUAUGUUACUCAUUUAUGUUGUUUCUUGUAAGACAAGAUUCUAUUUUCAACUUGAUCUUCUCUCAAAUUGUGUGAAGAUGCUGUGCCCAGUUGAACAGUCCUCAGGUGUUUAUAUGAAUACUAUGUUUUACAGUUUUCAGAUUUUAAAAUACAAUAAAGUUUUAAAACCACAAUAA